AUGCACUCUACCGAUGUGUUCAUAAGCCAUGCUGGCCCGGACAAGCUACACAUCGCACGUCCCCUUUUCGAGAAAUUGCAAGCUCAUGGUUUAAAUUGCUUCCUCGACAAAAUCUCGAUGGAGCCCGGGGACUGCGGAGGGGAUGAAAUGACAAAGGCUAUGGAGUCUGCGAAGGUCGGUGUUUUCAUACUUUCUCCCGAGUUUGCGGCUCGAAAGUGGACGAUGAGGGAACUGCGUUGCUUCCUACGCCGACGGAGUGAGGCGAUAGGGAGUGGGAUGCGACCACCGACAUUGAUUCCAGUGUUUUACAGACUAAAUAUUCGUGAAUGCAGAGAGUUGGAGCCCAAUCGGUAUUGGGAUGGUGAAGGAAAGAAUAUUUUUGAAGUUGAGAAGUUUUUUAGCGAGGAACGACAGUGCGAAGCGAGCACGGAUACGGUGAAGGGGGAGCUACAAGAGCUGGCAGGUAUCACUGGGAUUGAAAAUGACGAAAGGGCAACAAACCUGCCGGGAGAUGCAUUCGGCCAUCUUGCAAGGGCAAAUCUUGUGGAGCGAGUGUUUCUGUGGGUGAAAAAGAAAAGUGAGGAGGACUCAAGUGAUGAAGUGAGAGAAGUUUUGAAUGCAAGUGGAUGUACGCAUGAUGUGUUCAGGCCCUGUAUACUCGCAGAGCACAAUCCCGAAGAAAUAUAUUUGCAACUGAAUUCUCGGGGGAUCGAUGGAUCACCGAAUACGUGUGAGGCGCGGCUAAAGGAGGCCGUGCUAAGUACCGAUAGGAAUACAAGUAUAGGAGCGACGGCAACGGGGAAGGGCGGAGUCGGGAAGACAUGCGCUCUUCGAGCGAUUGCGCACGACGAUGACAUCAAGGCUCAGUUUUCAGGCGGAGUGUACUUCAUGUCUUUGGGGAAAGACGCCAACGUAGGGCGGCUGAUUGAGCAACUGUGUAUGGCCAUAAAGGCGUCUGGUGGCAAGCAGGUGGCUGCAGAAAUGCGAGAGCAAAGCGAGUUGAGCAGGGUACUGACAGAGAUGCGAGCAUGGUUCAACACACGUGUAUGCCUGUUCAUUAUUGAUGAUGUGUGGGCCGUGAAUGGUAUAGAUGCGUGUAUUCUUCAGAAGUUGUCCACUCUCGCUGCCGCCACAGGAGACAUCCGAGAGAGGAGCAGACUUCUGUACUCCACGAGGGACCCAGAGCUGAAACAGGUCGGUAAGCGAGUGACUUUCGAGCCGAGGGAAAGGGAAGGGAGCGAUUCAGUUCACAUGCUCAUGCUCGCGAGCGGGGCGAACCCGGAGGAAGCGAAUGAUCCGAGGUGCAAAGAGGCCGUGAGCAAAAUCUUGAAAUUGUGUGCUGGUUUGCCGCUGGCUCUGAACGUAGCCGGGACGGGUGUCAGGUACAUGAGAGAUAGAUGGGAGGGAGAAAAGUCACAAGCGUGGGAGGCAUACCUUUCGAAGAUGAAGAGCCGCAACACGAUUCGUAGUGAGAGUCCAGGGGAUGGGUAUUUGUUGUCGUUAGACGCGACAUUACAUGCGUCACUAGAGAUUGUGGAGUCCGGCAUAGGGAGCGAUGCGGAGAGGUUAGGUAGCGUGCAAAGGAUACUCGAGGAAAUCGAGGAACACGCGCCACGACCAUGGCUGCAGCCUGUGAGUGAAUGUGUAGGGCGAGCGGGAGGAAGUUUGGUGGAGCAGAUUGUGCUUCCGAGUACCGCUCACGAAGUCGGCAUGGACUCAACGGGUGGCGUGUAUGGACACUAUUCGAACCUGGGCGAUACCAGGAUCACAGUUUUCACACAGUCUCCGGACAAGGAAACGAAGAUGACUGAAUUAGGCAACGAUUUUGAAACGGGGAGCCGAAAAUUAACGUGCGGUUGUGUCAGUAUGAGCAAACGCUAUGCAGUUAUCGGAUAUGGUGAUGGGACACUACAGUUCUGGAGUGUAUCGGAAAAGAAAAUUUUGUGGACUAUCUGCGGUCAUGAAUCGUGGGUGUGUAGCGUUGCGAUGAGUGGUGAUGGAAAACGUGCAGUAUCUGGAUCCUGGGACAGGAGCGUACGAGUUUGGGACGUGGACACAGGACUGCAAAUCGGCGACGCAUUAACUGGACACACGGGUGGGGUGUAUAGCGUUGCGAUGAGUGGUGAUGGAAAACGUGCAGUAUCUGGAUCGCACGACAAGAGCGUACGAGUUUGGGACGUGGACACAGGACUGCAAAUCGGCGACGCAUUAACUGGACACACGGGCGUGGUGUAUAGCGUUGCGAUGAGUGGUGAUGGAAAACGUGCAGUAUCUGGAUCGUACGACAAGAGCGUACGAAUUUGGGACGUGGACACAGGACUGCAAAUCGGCGACGCAUUAACUGGACACACGGAUGGGGUAGCGAGCGUUGGGAUGAGUGGUGAUGGAAAACGUGCAGUAUCUAGGUCGUCUGACGGGGGCGUACGCGUUUGGGACGUGGAGAAAGGGAGUUCAGUUCAUCUCGGAAAGUUGAAGGACUGGCGAGAUAUCGUGGAGAGAUUUCUGAAUGCAGAGGACGUCUCUCGCACUGGACAUCGGCGCAAAAGGCGCAACGUUUUUGAGAGCGGGGGGAAAAUUGUGCAUGAGCGAGAGGAUGGCUCUGAGGCUGUUUUGGUGCAGCUGGAGAGUACGGUAACCUGGUGGGAGGUAGACGAUAAUCAUGGGGUCUUUGUUGCAGCGGCCGGCAACCGGGUGGCUAUUAUGAAGCUAGUGGUCUAGGUGUGUAUAGGUCUAGGUGUGUAUAUUCUACUUCCCUUGUCCUCUCGGCCAGACACAGACGUUUCUAUUGUGCGGUACGUGGUGGCACCUGUGGUGGGGAUAGCCUGUUUGGUUUUUUUACAUGUAAAGUCUUGAGAAUUCCGGUUUAUUGACCGCGUCGUCUGGAA
Chondrus crispus (carragheen) is the source of this 2885-nucleotide messenger RNA. RefSeq names its product WD40-repeat containing protein. Gene Ontology annotation, molecular function: protein binding; ADP binding. The record is from RefSeq and is a predicted model, not a curated record. The transcript is spliced from 3 exons. Gene Ontology annotation, biological process: signal transduction. NCBI's taxonomy places the organism in Eukaryota, Rhodophyta, Florideophyceae, Gigartinales, Gigartinaceae. The coding region runs from base 1 to 2718 and encodes 905 amino acids.